Messenger RNA from Apus apus (common swift), 6662 nucleotides. It is a transcript of the gene ZBTB16, whose product is annotated as zinc finger and BTB domain containing 16. The coding region runs from base 364 to 1989 and encodes 541 amino acids. The transcript is spliced from 3 exons. Gene Ontology annotation, biological process: regulation of transcription by RNA polymerase II. Gene Ontology annotation, cellular component: nucleus. Gene Ontology annotation, molecular function: RNA polymerase II cis-regulatory region sequence-specific DNA binding; DNA-binding transcription factor activity, RNA polymerase II-specific; protein binding. NCBI's taxonomy places the organism in Eukaryota, Metazoa, Chordata, Aves, Apodiformes, Apodidae. The record is from RefSeq and is a predicted model, not a curated record.
CCUCACCCCCUUCGGGACUCCGCCCCCGCCUUGCACCUGAUGGGGGCUUCGGCUGAACCGAGCGGGCGACGCGGGGCGGGGGGGGGGACGUUCCGCGGACCCUUCCCCGGGCGGCAGGGACGCGGCUCCAGCACCCGCCGAACCUGACGGAGAAACUUUUCGGCGAGUCGCUAACCUCCCUCUUUUUUUUUUUUUUCUCCCCCUCUUUCUCGCUCUUUUUUUCCUCCCUUUCUCUUCUUCCCCCCCCUCCCCCUCGCUCCUCUCCCCCCUCCGCCUUUUGUUUUCGCAGAUAGUCGGCACACAAAGCUGGUCCCAGACUUGCGCAACGGCGAGGCACCCUGAUGAGCCAGCCUGGGGAGCGCCAUGGAUUUGACUAAGAUGGGCAUGAUCCAGCUGCAGAACCCUUGCCACCCCACCGGGCUGCUGCACAAAGCCAACCAGAUGCGCCUGGCGGGGACGCUGUGCGACGUGGUCAUCAUGGUGGACAGCCAGGAGUUCCAUGCACACCGGACAGUGCUGGCUUGCACCAGCAAGAUGUUCGAGAUCCUCUUCCACCGCAACAGCCAGCAUUACACCUUGGACUUCCUCUCGCCAAAGACGUUCCAGCAGAUCCUGGAGUAUGCCUACACUGCUACCCUGCAGGCCAAGGUCGAAGACCUGGACGACCUGCUCUACGCUGCUGAGAUCCUGGAAAUCGAGUACCUGGAGGAGCAGUGCCUGAAGAUCCUGGAGACCAUCCAGGCCUCCGAGGAUAACGACACUGAGGGUGCCAUGGCUGAUGGAGGCACUGCCACCACUGAGGAAGAGGAGGAGAGGAAGUCGAGGUACAUCAAGGGCCUCUUCAUCUCCAAGCCCACCAACGAGGAGAGUGGCUACACUGGCAUGGCUGGCCAGAGCCUGCCGUUGGCCACAGCAGAGCAGAGUCCCUCCGCCUCUGCGUCCUUUGGCCCCCUCUCUGCCAUGAGCCCCACCAAGGCAGCAGUGGACAGUUUGAUGACCAUCGGGCAGUCACUGCUGCAGGGCGCCCUGCCAACCACUGCCCCCGAGGACUCACGCCCUGCUGCUGCCUGCCGUCCCCCUGGCCUCGGUGAGGUGAAAACUGAAGCCAUGCAGGUAGACGAGGCCUCCAGCCAUGACAGCCCCCAGGUGCCCGAGCCAGGAGCCUCUAGCGGGGAGAAGCCUGAUGAGAAGGGCAAGGAAGGUCCCGGCACCCCAACCCGUGGCAGUGUCAUCACCAGUGCCCGUGAACUGCACUAUGGGCGUGAGGAGGGGGUCGAGCUGCCCCCUGAGCCUGGCCAGCGGCUGCCACUGGGGCCUGAGACCCCUGCUGCCACAGAGAAGCCCCUGAGCAUCUACUCCCUGCUGCCCAACCACAAGACUGAGCCGGUGCUUGGCGUGCCGGCCUCGGUGGCAUCUGCCCUGCACGUGCCGCCGGCCCUGGCUGUCUCCAUGGACUUUGGCACCUACGGGGGGCUGCUUCCCCAGGGCUUCAUCCAGCGUGAGCUCUUCAGCAAGCUGGGGGAGCUGGCGGCUGGCAUGAAGCCGGAGAGCCGAGCCCCGGGUGAGCCAUGCAGCGUGUGCGGAGCAGAGCUGCCGGACAACGAGACCCUGGAGCAGCACCGGAAGCUGCACAGUGGGAUGAAGACGUACGGAUGUGAGCUGUGUGGGAAGCGCUUCCUGGACAGCUUGCGGCUGCGAAUGCACUUAUUGGCUCACUCAGGCUUGACAGAUUUUGUUUCCUGUCGAGCGGUGCGGCUGCGGAGCCCCCCCGGUUGCCAAGGAGCCGCCUCCCCGCACCAUCACGGCCUGAUUUGGUAUUCCGUGCAGCGCCCCGCCGCAUUUCUGUAUGCAAGACAAAGUGUUUUGAUGGAGGACGAUUGCAGGAGUGUCUGGAGGCUGUUUGGAGUUUUAUGGGCUGUGCAGCGCGCUCCCUGCUUGCUCGCUGCGCAGGGCUGCCGGGGCCGAGGGCUCUCGUUUUGUCCCUGCUGAGCAGAGGCUGCCAGAGGGAGCAGCACCCCAGGAUGGGGGCAAAGGGAUUGUGAUGUCAGAACUUGUCGUCUUUGGCUCCUGAGCUAAAAAUCUGAAUUUUUCACCCCCCUUUAUUUGUGUGGCGUGCGAGGCAGUGGCACCGGGCUGGCAGAGGUUGGGUAGUGGUGGUGACCCUCCCCUGAGAGCCCCUGAAUGACCCACUCCGUCAUUCCGGGUGCUUUUCUGAGCCUUCCCAGGGCGGCCUCAGGAUGCUCCAGGAGCAUCCUCCCAUGGGAGCCACCUCUCCUCCAGGUGGUGCCCCUGGCACUCAACUGGAGGCAGGGUGUAAGGGUGCAGGGGGGCUUGUCUUGUUCCUGGGCUGGGGUCUGUAUGGUGCUCAGCAGCCCCCCCUUACCUUCCAAACCCUUUUUCCCUAUAUUCUGUCAAUGUCUUUUGAUGGCAGGUUGGGAAGAAGGGAGGCCAGGUCAUUUUCCUUUCGAAAUCCAAGGCUGCUCUGCAGCUCUGUCAUUUUUCAGUCCUUCUUGGGUUUCUCUGUUGCAUUUUUUUAGCGCAAAGAUUUUCAUGACUGUCUCUUCCACUUGAGUGAAACAGAGGAGAAGGGAAAUAAUAAUAAUAAUAACAGCAAUAAUAAAAAUCAAAAAGCAGCUUGAUGUGGGCAAAAGAAGAAAACAAGAGAAUGGGGUAGAGAACAGGCUAAAUUUAAAAUUGUAAUUGGCUGACUUCCACAGGCUUGCGGGUGUUUUAAUGACUCAUAAUAACUUCAUUUAAAACCAGCUGAGCAGAAAAUAGAUUGGAGAGGAGCCUCAGGCCAUUAUGGAUUUGUUGUGUUUUUUUUUUUGACAAGCUCUGUUUUCGGCAGCCAGGAAGGCACUCGUGGAGGGCUCGGCUGCUUUGCUCUCCCGAGUUGGUGGUCUGCCCGACAGAGAUUGUAUAGAAACUGGGGCCGGUGUUUUUUUUUUUUUUUUUCCCCUGAUUAAAAAUAGAUGCCUUGAGGUAUUAUUUUAGCAUCACUGUGGUUUGGUGCUUUUUUUUUUCUUUGCACUUUUGAUGUGGUAAAUGGAACAUAAAUAAAAUUGUUUUUUGAAAUUACUGAAUUAAUUAGGUAGUAAAGUGACGACAGUGCAUAAAUUUUCUUGGCAAUUUUUUUUUUUAAUCCAUAUUUCCCCCCCUCCCCUUCUCGCCAAUUACAGCCUGUUAAUAAUAUACAAUCCCAAAUUUUUAUGAAUUCUCUGUGCUGGGGGAAGAAGGGGAAUAGAUGUGGCAUCGUACUGGCUGGGCCGUGGUGUUGAAACUGUGGUGGGGGAAGGGCUGGGGUGUUGCACCCCCACUGCCCUCUUCCUUGUGGGAAAUCACUGAUUUCCCAUCCUCUGGAGGAGGAGGAUGCCCACAGCUCCUCUCUUUCCUUUUCCCUUAUUUUUUUUCUGAGGGAAAAAGCUGUUGUUUUUGGAGCUCCUCUCCCUGCAGCCCCUUGGGCUCCCACCCCAGGGAAGAGUCUCUCCAGCUGGGGCUGGGACCUGCGUGUCAUUGGACAAAGCUUUAGGACAUGGUGGAAUCACUUGGGAAGGAGACAGAGGCGUUGGCUGCUCCUGCCACCCCCAUCCUGCAGGGAACAGGUGGGAGCCAGAGCCAGUGGGGGGCUGCAGCCCCAGUUAAGGGCAAAGCAGGGAGGCAGAGGUGCUUGUAGCCGGUUUGGGAUGUUUUACUACUUCCUACCAUCCCAAGUGCUAAAACUGGAGAGCCUGUUCCUCAUCCCCAAUAAAGUAAUUAAGGUGAACGGUUGUUGGGUUGAUAGUGGCUACAACAGGCGAGUGUAUCCAGACCCCCCAGUGAAGCCUGGCUUGUGGGGAGGGAGCUGCAGCCCUGCCUGCUCCCACCCAGCUGGGGGGAUGCUCAGGGGAUGCUUGCAGAGAUGCUCCAGGGAUGCUCACAGGGAUGCUUGCCAUGACUCUUUUAAUCAUCCCAUUUCCAAGAGCUGCUUUAAACCCCAGCAGUGCUGCUGGUCCUAGCCAUCUUUUUGCUACCCCUUGCAUUUCUUCUGGGGAGAAAUGAAGUAACGUGAGUCCUCCCCCUCUGUGCGGCUUCUCUCAGGGGCUCCAUUGUCCCCAGGCUUCGCUGACCUUGCAGCAGGGGGACACUGGGGCAGCAAUGACUGUGCAGAUAGUGCAGGGUGGAAAAAGCAUUGGCUCCUUCUCUCUUGGCUGCAGGGACCUGUGUUAGGCAGGGGCUAUAAAUUAGCUUGCAGUGAUAUAAAUGUACAUCAGGAGGUGGGUGCCAACUGCACAGCUCACACCAGAGCGCAGCCACUACUUGGUAGCACGCGGAGUCCUGUCCGUCCCCUCGGGAAGAUCAUCCCAAGAUAUCUAUAUACUGUAGGUGACACAAUGCACUCACUAAAAAUGCCCUCCCCAAACCAGUGCAUGUGUCCCAAGAGGGUGAUCAUUUGGACUGGUGUAGUUUACAGCAUGGAAAGAAGCAGGAGGGAGGGAAGAAAACUUUGCCACAGGCUCUGGAUGUGCCGCCUUCAAGCGCGUCCUGCUCCCUUUAAUAACAAACAUCGAGCUGUGGUGGUUUUUUCUGAGCCCUGUUAUAAUAAGCUCAGAUGUUGGAUGACAUUUUUCCCGGUGACUCACAUAGUAAAAUUAACCUUGAACUAUUUACAUAUGCAAUCGCCGCCCUCCUCCUCCUCCCCCUCUGCCGGCAUGUGUACGUUGCAGGAAUCCUGGCUCUGGAUCAGUUUUUGUUUUGCUGAUGAGAAAAAAAAAAAAAGAGAGAGAAAAAAAUUCCCCUGCCUGGAGUACACAUCUACUUGAGGGAAAGAACACGCAGUCCUGGCCUUUGGAAAUUGGCAGGCAGCGUGCUGUUCCCGCGCUGAUAAGAGGUACUGUAAAUAAAACUGUACGGCAGCGCCUGCUGUAAACUGCCCCGCGUCUGUACUCAUUGUUCUGACAGCUCCGGCUUUUUUUGGGGCCGCUGUUUUGGUACACGCUGUGCUUCCUUAUGUAAGCCAGCGCGCCCGGCUCCUCCCGCCGCUCGCCCUGUUUAUUUUCGCCUCACCAGGAAUUUUUUCUGUCCCCCCCAGCCAGAUGCCGGCUGCCUUUGCCCUUCCAUGCCGGGCUCCUGCAGCCCCUCCAUGCCCACACUGGGCUCUUGGGGGGCUCCAGCAGUGACUGUGGCACACUGCUCCCCCUUCAGAAAUGGGGAAAGACAGAGUAAACCCUGUGGUUAGCUCAACCCCAUUGCUGCCUGUCUCGUGGCCACCCUAAGCCCCCCAGUGCCACAUCCUGAGCAGGACCUGUUGCUGUAUCCUCAUGGAUUGACAGCGGUGGGGUGGAAGAGCUUCCUGCGGCGAUGGAGAGGCAUUGCCUUGGCAACUGCUGGCUGCACAUCACCCGUGCUGGGCUGAGGGCAGCACAGCUGUGGCCCCACUGUCCCGUCCCCAGGAUGCUCCAGCAUCUUCUCCCCGUCAUGGGUGGGCUCAGGCUCCCCUCCCUGCCACAGGUGAAGGGAGGGGACCUCCAGCAGUGUCUGUACCCACAGGAUGCUCUGCAUCCCCAAAGCAUCCCAGGUGGCACAUGCAGGGAAGGCACCCCACUGUCCUUCCCCAGUCACCCCAAUCCCCUUUUUUCAGUCUUUAUCCCCCCUGGACCAGCCAUGUGCCCAGUGCAUGCUCAGGUUGUUUUGAAUGCAAACCUGACAUCACGGCGAGGGCGGCAGAGAACAACAUAUGCACAGUAAACAGGCAGACUGUCGUAUUGAUUAACAGAUGAGACCUCUAUUAUCGAUCAACGCUUGGCGAGAAAAUUUAUCACUUUUAAUUUCGCCGCUGCCAAAUACUUCUGCCUGCGAGCCAGCAGUUAGUGAGACAAUUUAAAGGCGAAGGAAUUAUCUUUUUAAUGCAUGUCGUAAUACCUCUGUCUCUCCCCAUUGCACCUUUUUCUGAGUCCCACCCUGAUGGGCAGGUGGGAGGGGGUGGGAGAUGCUGUUUGGACCCCUGGGAAUGGGCAGCAGAAUGAUGCCUCCCCCACCAUCCCCCAGAGGCUGCUCAGCGUCUCACAACAGAUGAAUCAAACCUUGAAAUCUAAGAAAUGGGUCCGCAGCUUUGCCCCAGCAGCAGUGCUUCGGACGUGGUGUGUGUUGCUAAUCUGCUUUUACCUGGAAGUUCCUUAUCUGCUGCUGGGCAUCCUGUUUUUUUCCUCGCCUGAAUGAGCAGCACAUGUUGAUAGUGAUUUUCUAAGAACUCCCCCAAUACCGCAUCUCUUUCCGAUAGUCGAAGACUGCUCCGAGCUGCCUGCUCAAUCUGCCAUGCCUCCGAUUUGGCGCAUCCUUGGGUACCACCCCCAGGUACCAGCAAUGGCGCUGGGAAGGGGCAGGAAACCAUUUGCAAUUACAUUGGUUACAAUGCCUAUGAAACACAUCAAUGUUUAAUGAUUUACUUUUUUUUUUUAAGCCCAAAUAUUUUAUUUCUUCUUGGCCAGCAGCUCUUUACGGUGUGUUGUGUGAUGUGCAGGAGGGGGGCUGCAGGGCUUGGCACAGCGCUGCUGCUCCCAGCUGCGCAGGGGAUGCAGAACAUGACCCCCCAUUGCACAUCCCCUAAGGUUGGACGAUCCUGGUGGCUGUGGCAAUGCCCUCAGCACAGGUUGGGCCCCCUGAUAACCCUCCUCUCCCCUUUUUCU